GAGGUUCGGCGGUGCCGCGCGAGCAUGGCGGCGUGGCGGGACCUGCUCUUCUCUCAGCUCGGCCCCGUCUGCCGCGGCGGCAGGGACUGGCCGGGGGGAGGCUGGCGGCACCCGCGCCGGCGCGGCCGGGCCGAGGGCAGCCGCGAACCCACGGCCUCUGCGCCUCAUGAGCCCCCCAAAACUUGGAUAGAAGAAGUCUUCAGUAAAAGAGAAUGUGCAAACAUUAUUCCCUAUUUAAAAGACCCUCACAGAUGUCCCGCAGGAUGCCAGGUGUGCCAGAAUUUAAUCAGAUGUUGCUGUGGAAGGCUGAUUGGAGAUCACCCAGGAGUAGACUGGCCUGCCUGUCAGACUGCCCUGCAGAGAGAUGAAAAAUGGUCUGUGCAAAAACACACAAAGACAAGUCCAACAGAUGCAUUUGGUACAAUCAAUUUUCAAGAUGGAGAUCACACUUAUCAUGCCAAGUACAUUAGACUCUCUUAUGAUAGCAGUUUGGAUCAACUGUUGCACCUGAUGGUUAAUGAAUGGCAGAUGGAGUUGCCAAAGCUAGUCAUCUCUGUUCAUGGAGGCACUGAAAAUUUCAAACUUCCCUCAAAGGUCAAGCAGGUUUUCAGUAAAGGAUUGAUGAAGGCUGCUGAGACUACAGGAGCAUGGAUCAUUACUGAAGGCAUCAACAGUGGAGUGUCCAGACAUGUGGGGGAUGCACUGAAAGGACGUGCCUCACCAUACCUGAGAAAGAUCUGUGCUGUUGGGAUCCCCCCCUGGGGUAUCAUUGAGAACCGAAGGGAUCUCAUUGGGAAAGAUGUAGUUUGCCUGUACCAGACUCUUGGUAAUCCUCUCAGCAAACUGAGUACCCUCAACAGCAUGCAUUCUCACUUUCUAAUGGCAGAUGAUGGGACAAUAGGCAAAUAUGGGAAUGAAAUGAUGCUCAGGAGGAAUUUGGAGAAGUAUUUGUCACUUCAAAAAAUACACACAAGAAUGGGCCAAGGUGUACCCGUAGUUGGGUUAGUGGUGGAAGGAGAUGCCAGUGUGAUUCUGAUGGUGUGGGAGUAUGUAAGGACCAGCCCGCCUGUCCCUGUGGUGGUCUAUGAGGGCACUGGCAGAGCUGCUGAUAUUCUGGCUUUUACCCACAAACACACAGGUGAUGCAGGGGAGCUGCGCCCUCAAGUGAAGGAGGAGGUUUUAGUAAUGAUUCAAAACAUGUUUAGUUUGGGACAGAAACAGUCCAGACAUCUAUUUCACAUUCUGAUGGAAUGCAUGGAGCACAGAGAGUCUAUAACUAUACUUGAUGUGGAGUCUGAAGAACAUCAAGACAUUGAUUUGUCAAUUCUAACUGCACUCCUGAAAGGUACAAGUAUGUCUGCAUCAGAUCAACUGGAUUUGGCAUUGGCUUGGAACCAGCUAGAUAUUGCCAAGAAACAUAUAUUGGUUUAUGGACAACACUGGAAGGUUGGUGCAUUGGAACAAGCAAUGCUGGAUGCUUUAGUGAUGGACCGUGUGGAUUUUGUAAAGCUGUUAAUAGAGCAUGGAGUGAACAUGCACCGUUUUCUUACCAUAUCUCGUCUGGAAGAGCUCUACAAUACAAAACAAGGACCAUCUAGUCUACUUUUGCAGCACCUUAUUCGAGAUGUGAAACAGAGCACACUUCCCUCAGAUUAUAAGAUAUCCUUGAUUGAUAUUGGACUGGUGAUAGAGUAUCUCCUUGGUGAAGCUUAUCGAAGCAGCUACACAAGGAAACACUUCCGACUUCUGUACAAUAACCUCUACAGAAAGCACAAGAGAGCGCUCUCCAGCUUUACGCAGAACCUAUCUCAUUCCCUUCAUCAGAGUAAUCAGAUGGGUAGCAGAAUGGGAUCUCCUGAAAAUACCUUACAUUCUCAGUUCUUCAGAACAGCACAGCCUUACAAAUGCAAGGAAAAAUCAACUGGUUUCCAUAAGUCUAAGAAGAAAUCAAAAGAGAAUAUAAAAUUUACAGAGAGCUAUGAGUCAUCUGGUUUUAUCUACCCCUACAAUGACCUCCUGGUUUGGGCAGUGCUAAUGAGAAGGCAGAAGAUGGCAAUGUUCUUCUGGCAGCAUGGAGAGGAAGCCAUGGUCAAAGCAGUUGUGGCUUGUAAACUCUACAGGGCAAUGGCACAUGAAGCUAAACAGAGCAACAUGGUGGAUGACACUUCAGAAGAACUUAAGAAGUACUCAAAAGAAUUUGGACAGCUUGCUUUAGAUAUACUGGAGAAAGCAUUCAAACAAAAUGAACAAAUGGCUAUGAAGUUGCUGACUUAUGAACUGAAAAACUGGAGCAACUCAACUUGCUUAAAACUAGCGGUAUCUGUGGGCCUUCGGCCUUUUGUGUCUCAUACUUGUACACAGAUGCUGCUGACUGAUAUGUGGAUGGGACGUCUGAAGAUGCGGAAGAACUCCUGGUUUAAGGUCAUUAUAAGUAUUCUCCUACCACCCACUAUCUUGAUGCUGGAGUUUAAAAGCAAGGCAGAAAUGUCUCAUGUGCCUCAGUCUCAAGACUUCCACCAGUUCACAUGGUACCAUGGUGAUCAGAGUCCAGCCAGCACUAAAGAUGUCUUGUCUCUGAAAGAUUGUGAUGUGGAGAAGGUAGCUCAGUCAUCUGAUGAAAGCCAAGUAGACGAUGGACAAGGAAACCUGUCUGGCACUAGAAAAAUCUAUGAGUUCUACAAUGCACCGAUUGUCAAGUUCUGGUUUCACACGAUGGCAUACAUGGCGUUUCUCAUGCUCUUUACUUACACUGUGUUGGUGAAGAUGGAACCAAAACCAAGUGUGCAGGAGUGGCUUGUUAUUAUUUAUAUUUUCAGCACUGCCAUUGAAAAAGUCAGAGAGGUGUUUAUCUCAGAACCUGGAAAAUUCCGCCAGAAGGUGAAGGUGUGGAUUUAUGAAUACUGGAAUUUUACUGAUUCUUUAGCUAUCAUCCUGUUUAUGAUUGGUUUUGGCUUGCGCUGGUCUGAGCCCCCUGUUCAAACAGCAGGGCGGCUACUUUACUGCUUGGAUAUAAUAUUUUGGUAUGCCCGGCUCCUUGAUCUUUUUGCUGUGAAUCAGCAUGCUGGUCCAUAUCUGACAAUGAUUGGGAAAAUGACAGCAAACAUGUUCUAUAUUGUGGUCAUGAUGGCCAUAGUUCUGCUGAGUUUUGGCGUCUCACGAAAGGCAAUCCUUUCACCAGAAGAACCUCCUUCUUGGACUCUGGCACGAGAUAUUGUAUUUCAGCCCUACUGGAUGAUGUUUGGUGAGGUCUAUGCCGGAGAAAUAGAUGUCUGCGAAACCAAUCAAGACUGUCCUCCUGGCUCCUUCCUCACACCGUUCCUCCAAGCUGUCUACCUCUUCGUGCAGUACAUCAUCAUGGUCAACUUACUCAUUGCUUUCUUUAAUAAUGUUUAUUAUGAUUUGAAAUCCAUAUCGAACAAGCUCUGGAAGUACAACCGGUACCGCUACAUUAUGACCUAUCAUGAGAAGCCAUGGCUGCCUCCACCUUUCAUUCUCCUGAGCCACAUUGGACUUCUGAUAAACCGCAUCUUCCGCCAUCAACCCUCAAAUGAGUCUGACCAAGAGGAAGGUGACGUUGGACUGAAGCUGUACCUGAGUGAUGACGAGUUGAAGAAACUCCAUGACUUCGAGGAACAGUGUGUAGAAAAAUAUUUUCAUGAGAAGAAUGAAAGCUUGAGUUCCAGGGACAGUGAAAGGAUCCGUGUGACGACAGAAAGAGUGGAGGAGAUGUUUCUGCAGUUGAAAGAAGUGUAUGAGAAGGUAUUUUAUAUCAAGGAAUCUUUACUCUCCUUGGACAGCCAGCUGGGACAUUUGCAAGACAUGUCUGCUUUGACAGUGGACAUCCUGAAAGUGCUUUCAGCUGUAGACACAUUGCAGGUGGAAGAAGCCCUGCUAGCUGACAAAAAACAUAGAUCCUGUAGAAAACUGCCCCACAGUUGGAGUAAUGUGCUCUAUUCCAAGACCCUGAGCAGUCUGGAAUGUUUGUAUGACAAGAAGUAUCACUAUUACAGCAUGCCACCCUCACUCCUACGGAGCUUGGUGAGGCCAUCAGAAUGUAAAGACCACAUACUGAGGACUGAGAGUGACAAGUUGGUAGAAGACAGUUCUCAGAAGAUAGAAAUAGAAAGUGAUGACACACUUACUUCAGGUGUGUCCUCUGAGGCUAAGUCAUCCCCCAGACAUGGACAAUUUUUGCUAGUUCCUCCUGAUCACCAGCGAGCACCUUUCUCUAACACCAUCACCUUAAACUUGUCCUUUUCGAGCACUCCUACCAAGUGCAGGGAAGAUAUAUUCACUGAUGGAUUGCAAAGCAGCAUUGCUGUGCAGCAAAACUUGCAGAGCAUCAGCCUUGUUGAAAAAAAGCCAGAAGAUUAUCAGUGGAGCCAGAGAGACUUUAUUAUUCACCUGCCAUCAAAAAAAACUAAUGCCACAGAUGCUGAUCAUUCGCUCAGUUUCCAGACAUCUCUUGAAGUCAGAGAAAAUGCAGCACCCUACUGUGAUGACAGGGAAGAAACUGAAGGUGGUUAUGUGAACUGGGGAUUCUCUGAAGGUGAUGAAAAAGGGGUUUUCAGCUCAAGGAAGAAACAGAAGAAGGACCUGUGCAUACAUUCCACCUUUAACUGUGACUGUAGUUGUACAGGUAGACCUCCCACACACAUACAGAUAAAAGAAUCCAAGUCCUCCUAUAACUCUGACAGCUCACAGCACAGCAUCAUUGUCUCUGAGAAUAAACUGAAACGCAGUACCUCCUGGAUCAGCCCACUCUGGAGGCAAUGGAGUUUCUGCAGGAGCAACAGCUUACCAUCCCCUAAAAAAGAGAGAAGAGGGAAAACCUUCAAGGCCAUAGGUGAGUCUUCACCAUCUUGUGAGCUACAUCACAGUGAGGAAACAAAAGCAAAACAACAAAACAGAGACAGAAAGUCUGGGAGAGAAAAGAAGGAUCAAAAACCCCUUCAGGUGCCGGUGAUCAGAGUGGAUGGUUGUCCCCAGAACACCCAAGUGAGCUCAGAGCCUACAGAGAUUGGUCUCUGGGAUGGGGAAGAAAAACACAAGAAGAACUGGCUCACUGUGUCUAAUUUCAGUCAGCUAAGUUUGGAAUAUCUCAGUUACAUGCACCAGAAAAUGAAAAAUCAAGACAUCCAUAGGCAUACCAUACCAUUCUGUGAUUACCUGAGACAUUCUCGAGAGGAUUUGAGUAAUAGCAUGUCUGGAAGCAUCCACAGAAAUAAUCUGAGCAGGAACUCCUCGUUGAGAGCUUCAGAAGGAACUGACAAUAUGUUUGGCUGCUUGAAAACGUCUCAAGAUCUGCACUGUCAUUACUCAGGAAGAUUGGGCUAGAAAUUAUUCAAGAAAACCCAAAUGGAGAUGUGGUGGAUGCCCUAUCCCUGGAGACUUUCAGGGUGAGUCUGAAUCAUACCGUAGGUGACCUGAUCUAGCUGUGCAUGUCUCUGUUCAUGGGAGAGGAGUUGGUCUAGAUGGCCUUUAAAGGACCCUUCCAACUCUGAGGAUUCUAUAAUUCUGUGAUUCUAAAAUCUUGUACCUUAUACUGCUUGUGGUUUAUUUUGCUAUCAGGUUUUAUAGUCAAAUACAGUUUUGCCUCUCUGCACAGUCUAAAGAGCUUGAGUUUUGCUCCAGGUUUAGCAGCUGGUGCAAAAUGUCUUCAGAAUGCUUCUCAUGGCUCUGGAUUGAACACUGACAGGGUCUGACAGACAGCAUAGUUGUGACAUCUAUCUUAUUUACUUCCUAUUUCCUGGUGUGUAGUAGUUUAGUGACCACAGUAUGUUUCUAGUAGUGCAUUAAGGCAGAACUGUGACUUUCAAUCUGCUGUUCAAAAACUAUGUUAUCCAGUGCCUGUUGGUCUUGCAAUAUGUAGGCGAGCCUUUUAGUAAAGUCUGAAAGACAGCUCUUCUGAUAUGAGGACAUGCACUGGUAUGUCAUGGAUCUCCUCUGCUCUCUCCUGGGCUAAUUAAUCUCUAAUUAAUUAAGAGAAGGACAAAAACAAGGACACAGAGUGUCUAAGCUCCAGAAAUCAUCCCUAAGGAGUUCAUGGGUGCUGUUCAGAGAAACACAGCUAAGGUAGUAAGUAUUUGGUUUGCCUUCUUCUAGUUUCCUAAGAGAUAUUUUUUUCUAGUCUCUUAAGAUACUCUUUCUUAGUCUUCUUCUUAAGCUUCUUUGAGACUUAUUCUGCAACUCUCUUCCAUUUCCCAAUAACUGAGUCACUGUGAGAACAAGUCCAUAAAUAUUUAGUGGACAUUCUGAGUUUUGAAGGUGUCUGGCUGAGAAAAAAGCCCCCAGUUAAGGAGGUAUAAUAAAGUUAAUUAUUUUGUUUGGCAUGGAGUCCAGAUGAUGAUGCUAUGCUCUGUAGGGCAAGCUUGGAUUUCCCUGUAUUGCCUUGCUAAAACCCCAGGCACUUCUGAGCCUGACAGAAACAGUAUGUGAGGGCAGCGAGGCCAACACAUCUUAUUGGCAUAGUGCACUGCACUGGAACUGGCAGGAGGAGAAAGUAGCAGCUGCUAUUGGAAGAAGGAUGAAAAACAGAAGCAGUCCUACUAGCCAAGGUGCAAGGAACUUUUCCCACAGACUGUUUUUCUUGUAAGAAGGGAAGCAAUGAACAGUGAAAAGAAUGGAAGCUGGUGUUUGUGAUAUAUGAUAGCACUCAAAGGAGAGUUGGUGACUGGAUAGAGCCUCACAAAUGGCAAUCAGAAGAUCUGACUCAGGACCACACUGCAGCCUACUUGGUUUCGUUCACUACGGAGUUGUCAGAUUUUUUUGAAAGUCAGUUGGCUUGUUAUUUAUUCAGUACGGCAGUGAAAUUUAUCUUCUUUGCAGCUGUUGAAAGAAACAACUUAAUGAGACUUGCUCAGACCAUACCAUUUACACCAGUCCAGCUCUUUG
This is a messenger RNA of Gallus gallus (chicken), 6894 nucleotides long. It is a transcript of the gene TRPM6, whose product is annotated as transient receptor potential cation channel subfamily M member 6. Gene Ontology annotation, molecular function: monoatomic cation channel activity. Lineage: Eukaryota; Metazoa; Chordata; Aves; Galliformes; Phasianidae. The transcript has 33 exons. Gene Ontology annotation, biological process: protein tetramerization; monoatomic cation transmembrane transport. The record is from RefSeq and is a predicted model, not a curated record. The coding region runs from base 25 to 5337 and encodes 1770 amino acids. Gene Ontology annotation, cellular component: apical plasma membrane.